Phanerochaete carnosa HHB-10118-sp is the source of this 3753-nucleotide messenger RNA. RefSeq lists its product as uncharacterized. The transcript has 11 exons. The record is from RefSeq and is a predicted model, not a curated record. NCBI's taxonomy places the organism in Eukaryota, Fungi, Basidiomycota, Agaricomycetes, Polyporales, Phanerochaetaceae. Bases 1 to 3753 code for a protein of 1250 amino acids.
AUGUCGCUCAGAGGUAGAGAAUUGGCAUUGCGAGCUCAUAUUCACGACCUGCUGCACGAUUAUGCACUUACACACCUGACCACCGACUAUGUCGCGUUCACUAAUAGAACCGUACACGAAAUUUUGUCCCAGAGUUUACAUACUAUACCAACACAGGAUCCAACAUCUCUCACCCUUGAACCAGCCCUGCCGGAAUUAAUCGCUUCAACCUUCAAACUACCCGGAGUGACAGAGUACCAGGAGAGGUUGGAUGUCAACCCAGAAGCCAAGUCGUAUCUUAAGGACUUCCUCCAGUCCUCGGCUAGUUCGAAGUGUAAAUGCAAUAAGUCUGAGAACUGCUGGCUUGAAGGCGAGAGUGAUAUUCACUAUAUUCGUCCAUUGUCCCCUGUCUUGACGUUACGAGCCGUCCACCAAACUCCUCAAUUCGGGAAGACGACAGCUCGUAGCCGUGUCCCUGGACCAUUGAACUCCUUACUCGCGGACCGUGGAGUAGCAAAAGCCGAUGUUUCUAUUAUUGAUACAGAACUAUCAAAAACCGACGAAGUCCAAGAAGACAUUCGCGAAACGGUAUCCGGCCGCAAGCUAGUCAUUGAUCCCGAUACGCUUGCAUCUGUACGAGAUCUAGUUCAGCAGACGCUUCCCCAGGGAAACGCAUUCAAGCAUAACAACGAUGAUAACGUUCACGUUGCGGCCUUCCUGUGCAGGAAAGACACAAAUUCGCCCACCUAUGAUCCCCCGCGAUAUGCGUCGCCGCCUCUAUUCGCCAGAGAUCGAAAUCCUGGUGGUGCUCGUCUUCCAACAGCAAGUAGGUAUGGCGGACUAGGCGGGCUCAAAGACCUUGGUCCGCUGGUGCAGACCGCAAAGAACCCCAAUGAAGAAGAGUCAACCGACCUUUACAAGGAACACAUGGUGGUAGUCGACGGUUGGAAAGCAUACGAGACACCAUCUUCACCAAGCUUCUCCUCGUAUUCGUCAUCCGGCGAAGAGGUGGACGAGCUUGAGGUGGACAGAUACCUGCCCUGGUCGUCCCCGAGUACAAACGAAAAGCUCGCAAAAGAGUAUAUCGAUAGAAUGGAUGAAUACGAGCUUCCUCGGUCCAAGAGAUUUAGAUGUUCGCAGGGAAAACCAAGGCUUAUCGGGGAGAACGAAAGUCUUCACUCGUUCCUAUCAUUUAUUCAACCAAUACCGAAAACCCCAACAAAGCAACGCGCGAAAAUUGUUGUCGGUGGUGGUUCCAUGGAUGGUCAGACCAACCCUAUAACGCCGAAGUCCGAACCGUCUUCGCCGCACACGACUAUCACUGCCUCGCUCCUCGGUCAGCCACCUACCAUCAUGGAUUCCGAAGUGGGCACAAUGAGUCCGGGUAGUCCGGAGCUGAGCAGUGGCAGCGACGACAUUGGAAUCACAAGAGUUUUGAAAAAGAUGUACAAACACGAGAGUGGGACGGACGGAGGCUUUGUGGUCGACCCGAAGGACUUCAUACUAAAGGAGAGAUUGGAUGACAAGGAAACCCUCCUGAUGGACGUGCCCGACUUGCCGCCACCUAACGAACAUCCGCCAAACGAUGCAUAUAUGCCAGCCUCCCUCGGCGCUCUAUUAGCGCCGAAGGACAUCAAGAAGGACAAAGAUAUAGCGGACUCGACAAGACUAGGACCCGUCAUAUCUCGACAAGAUUCUACCCAAAGCGGCUUCUUGAAAGAGAUCAAGGGCUCCAAGGCCUUGAACCUCGAGUUGAGCUGGCGGCCAUUCAACUUCGGGACAAGUGUUCCUACGCAUGAAGAGGUGUCUCGGCUUAUUGAGAACGUCCAGGUUGAAUGUUUGGAAGACCUUAAGGGCGAGUCAGAGUGCGCUCAAGAAGGUUCUACGGUCGAGGAUGCUCUGGCUGAACUCCUACGUGACUUCACUGUUGUCUCAGACAACAUCCAUACCGGCAUUUCUGGCAAUCCUUUCGAGACGGCUUCAGCUCGGUGCUGGUUCCUCGAUCAGUUAACCCCGAGUAUCUCUAUUGAGGGCGAUGGCUCUGAGGAAUUUGUCUUGACGACUUCAGAGCGGCAACGCCUUUCUGGUCUGCCGGACCCGACCCCCUCUGGCAGCAAUGAUGAGGACAUCAGCGACGGGAGCUCCACUAACGACGAUCGGCCAGUCAAGCGACUUAGGUUCUCCUCACCGGCUGUUAUCAUGCCAUGUGCUCCUUGGCGGUCUUUUGAACAAGACUCUGGCUAUCCCACAGCUGGUCUUCCCGUGAAUUCUGCGGCAGACGGGGACUACUUGGACUGUGUCGAGGACUCAGGCGUUUUCAUCCCCGACUCGCCCGAAUCUAGGUCACGAGCGAAUAGGUUCGGCCAACUCUCAGACGACGCACACGGAUUCGAGGGACCUGCCGAUGACGGCGAGGUCAUUCCUGACGUGGAGCCCGUACUCUUGGGUCACUGGGAGGCGGGCUGUCCCGCAGCUUCAGUCUGGACACGACCUCCGCCUCAUGGUCCUGAGAAUGACACUACUAUCUGCGCUCACUCUAGACACUUCCAUGGAGCUGACGGCACUACCGACAGCACUUCUGCUCCACCGCGCGCGACGCUGGCUGUGACGGGUGCUAUUGCUGGCCAACCUGACCUAGCACGAUUUCAAGACGAAGAGAGCACAAACUUCCCGACGGGUAACCAGCUGCAACCUUGUGAAUUACCAAUAGAGCGCCAUACAAACAUUCCAUCUGUCACGGAUAACGCAAGCCUCCUGCAAUGUCCAUCCGCAAAGACGUCGCUUCAAGAAUUCAUGCGAUUACGCUCUAGGCAAGUCGUCGCACCGGACGUCGUUCAUCAUCUCCCUACUAUCCAAGUGGCGCGAGGCAGCGGCCCGGACACUAUUCCUAUUACGGUACCCCCCGAACUCGUGGACGGCCAUGCGCUCAUUUUGCCAGAUACACAUUUUUUGCCGAGCACCCGGCACAGGUACCUCGUCUCUCUCGAAUUUAUCCAGAGGCGUGGACUGGUUCGGGCGCUAGCUUCGGCUGCGUGCGCGGUGCGGCUCACUGAACGCGAAAGCCUCGGCGGCGCGGACAUCGUUCUCGAUCCAGACGCCGCGGUUACCUUUUGCCCUCUCCGGACGAUGCCGAGUAAGUGCGAGGCUCUGACUUCGCUCGUGAACCGGCUCUCCUGGCGAUUCGCGCACCUACUCAUCGUUUUCGAGUCAUUUCCGCUCGACCAGCCUUCACACGGCCAUAUGGGUGGCCAAGAGCUUCUGUCAGUGGACCCGUUCUCGCCACCCGUCGCUAAAGCGGUGAAGAAGUUCAAGCGGGAUCUUGCUCUUGCGGAGGCGUGCUGCGACAAACGUGCAGACACGACUGUACAGCUCGCGUUUCCGCUGACGCUCGCAAAUGCAGCACGGACAGUAAGACUAUUCGGAGACCUGGCCGAGGGCAGAGACAUCACAGGCGGUGUUAUCUGGGGCGACCGUCAUUGGCUGGAACUAGAUGACGAGGAUCUGGACGAGCGUGACCUCGCUGCAAUAGAUGGCAUGAACGUUUUUGCUGCUGCGAUCAUCUUGAACAGCGUCACGCUCGAUGACUUCCUCGAGAAGAUGCCAGACGAAAGGCUGCAGUUGUUCGGGGAACUCGUUGGAAGGCAUCGUAUCACAACAUUCAACACCAUCAUUGCUCGCCGCCGGCAGGCUGUGGAGCUCUCGUCGUCUUCGCCCCCCAUGACCAAUGAAUCUCCUUCACUUAUGGAAGCCACAGCUGCGGAAAUCCAUGCAUGA